This is a messenger RNA of Clavispora lusitaniae ATCC 42720, 1386 nucleotides long. It is a transcript of the gene ERG4, whose product is annotated as delta(24(24(1)))-sterol reductase. Gene Ontology annotation, molecular function: Delta24(24-1) sterol reductase activity. Gene Ontology annotation, biological process: ergosterol biosynthetic process. Gene Ontology annotation, cellular component: endoplasmic reticulum membrane. Lineage: Eukaryota; Fungi; Ascomycota; Pichiomycetes; Serinales; Metschnikowiaceae. The record is from RefSeq and is a predicted model, not a curated record.
AUGUCCGACGCUACUGAAUCAACACAGCUCAUAGAGUCUACUCCAAAAGGAUACUUACCAAAGAACGAAAUCGAGUAUGAGUUCGGAGGCCCAGUGGGUGCUCUUGGAAUGAUGAUUGGAUUUCCAUUGUUGAUGAUCUACAUGUGGAUCAGCGCUCAAUUCUAUAAUGGCAAGCCAGCGUGGCCCGCAGAAGGACAAAGCUUCGAAUCUUUCCUCAAAGUAUUGUGGGUGUAUUUCCGCGACUUUGGAAUUCCAUCUCCCACCGUUGUUGCUGUUUUUACAACAUUCUUCGUUGUUCAAGGCUUCUUUUACUUGACUUUACCUGGCGUGUGGACAAAGGGCCAACCAUUGACUCAUUUAGGAGGCAGACAAUUGCCAUACUACUGCAAUGCUAUCUGGUCAUUCUACUUGACAAAUGUUAUUUUGCUUGGUUUACAUUUCGCAGGCUACAAAAUGUACUUCAUCAUUGACCAUUUUGGAGAAGUGAUGACUACCGCUAUCGUUUACGGCAUGAUAAUGUCUAUUGGCUUGUACUUGUACACUCUAUUUGUCUCUGGUGACUACCACAGAAUGACUGGAAACCAUAUUUAUGAUUGCUUCAUGGGUGCACCUUUGAACCCAAGAAUUGGCAAGUAUUUGGACUUGAAGAUGUUUUUUGAGGUCAGAAUCCCUUGGUUCACUUUGUACUUUAUGUCGUUAGCCACCGCUCUUUUGCAGUACGACAAGUAUGGUAAGGUUUCACCACAAGUAUGCUUCAUCGUAUAUGCCCACUGGUUGUAUGCCAAUGCCUGCUCAAAGGGUGAAGAAUUAAUUGUUCCUACUUGGGACAUGGCUUACGAGAAGUUUGGCUUCAUGUUGAUCUUCUGGAAUAUUGCAGGUGUGCCAUAUACCUAUUGCCAUUGUACAUUGUACUUGGCCUACCAUGACCCUAGCGAGUAUGCAUGGUCUACCGCAUACAACACUACCCUUUUCAUUGUUUUGACUAUCGCAUACUACUUUUUCGACACUGGUAACAGACAAAAGAACAGUUUCAGAAGAGUCAUGGCAGGCAACACUAAUCUCCGCAAGACCUUCCCUUACUUACCUUACUCGGAUCUCGUCAACCCUUCUUAUAUCAAGUGUGAAAAUGGAUCCAUGUUGUUGACGGAUGGAUGGUACAAGUAUGCUCGUAAAGCACAUUACACUGCUGACUGGACACAGUCUCUCACCUGGGGCUUGAUUUGCGGGUUUGCAUCGCCUUUCCCUUGGUUUUUCCCUGUCUUCUUCUUCAUCGUCUUGGUGCACAGAGCAUACAGAGACAUGAGAAAGUGUGAAAAAAAAUACGGCAAGGACUGGGACAGAUACUUGGAGGCUUGCCCAUACUUGUUCAUUCCAUACGUGUGGUAA